Messenger RNA from Suillus subalutaceus, 1755 nucleotides. RefSeq names its product glycoside hydrolase family 13 protein. Gene Ontology annotation, molecular function: alpha-amylase activity. Lineage: Eukaryota; Fungi; Basidiomycota; Agaricomycetes; Boletales; Suillaceae. Gene Ontology annotation, biological process: oligosaccharide catabolic process. The transcript has 12 exons. Bases 1 to 1755 code for a protein of 584 amino acids. The record is from RefSeq and is a predicted model, not a curated record.
AUGUCCACACCACCACAUCCCUGGUGGAAAUCUGCAACCGUCUACCAGAUUUAUCCAGCAUCAUUCUUUGACGCAAACGGUGAUGGGACUGGCGAUCUCGCAGGCAUCAUCGCCAAACUUGACUAUCUCAAGGAUCUUGGUGUGAACGUUAUAUGGCUUAGCCCGAUCUAUCGCAGCCCAUUGGCUGAUAUGGGCUAUGAUAUCUCAGACUAUGAGGACAUUGAUUCGCGCUAUGGCACCCUUGAAGACUGGGAUCGCCUUCUCGAAGGCGUGCACACACGGGGGAUGAAACUCAUGAUGGAUCUAGUGGUGAAUCACACAUCCGACGAGCACGCCUGGUUCACCGCUUCAAAAUCAAGCAAAAAUGACCCAAAGCGCGAUUGGUACAUCUGGCGUCCUGGUAAAGUUGUCGACGGAGUAGAACUUCCGCCGAACAACUGGAAGAGCGUGUUCCAGGGCUCCGCCUGGGAACGUGACCCCGCAACUGGGGAGUACUAUCUCCACCUGUACCUGUCUAAGCAGCCAGACUUGAACUGGGACAACCCUAUUGUGCGUUCCGCCGUCUGGGACGUCAUGCGAUUCUGGGUGCGCAGAGGGUGUGACGGGUUCCGCAUGGACGUUAUCAAUCUCAUCUCGAAGACGGAUGGUCUCCCCGAUGCGCCUCUGGUGGACCACACGCAGUAUUGCCAGCCUGCCAGCAUGUACUUCGCGAAUGGUCCGCAGGUACACAAAUACAUCAAACAAAUGCACGCCGAAGUCCUCUCACACCACGACCUCAUUACGGUUGGCGAAACGCCCUUCACACAUGAGGCAUCCGAGCUCGCCGCAUACGUCCUUCCGCAGAACCGCGAGCUCAACAUGGUCUUCCACUUCGAGCUCGUGGAUAUUGACUCACCCUCCGAAUCGCCACUCCUCAAGAAACCUUGGACGCUCGGCGAGCUCAAGGCAAUCGUUGGUCGCUGGCAGCGCUUCAUGCGCGAUGAUGGGUUCUGGAAUUCGGUUUUCAUUGAGAAUCAUGACCAAGCGCGGUCGGUAUCGCGCUUUGGGAACGACUCGGCGCAGUGGCGUGCCAUCUCCGCCAAGAUGCUCGCUAUCUUUGAGAUCACUCAGACAGGGACACUAUACGUGUAUCAGGGGCAGGAACUUGGCCUCAAGAACUUCCCACGGACAUGGGGGAUCGAGGAAUACAAAGAUGUAGCGAGCCAGAAUUAUUGGAAUUUGAUUAAAGAGCAGAGACAGAAAGCACAAGGGAAGGAGGACGUUGAAAUGUCUGAUCUACUCGACAGUUUCGCGCAAAAGGCGCGCGAUCACGCAAGGACGCCAAUGCAGUGGAACGCGAGUGCACAUGGAGGCUUCACGACUGGGACACCAUGGAUGCGCGUAAACGACGAUUACGCAGAAUGGAACGCUGAACAACAGAUCGGUGACGAAACCAGCGUGCAUGCAUUCUGGAAGCGCGCGCUGAAGGUGCGGAAAACGCAUGAUGCUCUCAUCUACGGCGACUUCGUAAUGCUCCUCGAUGCACAUGAACAGGUGUUCGCGUACACGCGGAACUACGAGUCUACGUCUGCGCUAGUGCUGCUUAAUUUCAAGGAGGGGAAGGCCGAGGUUGACCUGGGGAAGGCCAUCGGAGGAGUAGCAGAGUACGCAUUCGUCUUGGGCAACUACGAGAAUGAGGAGAUCGGACUGGAGGAAAAGGUCACUCUAAGGGACUAUGAGGGGCGGGUGUAUGUCCGGGAGGCGUUGUUGAAUUGA